This is a messenger RNA of Folsomia candida, 2085 nucleotides long. Its product is annotated as ataxin-2-like protein. The coding region runs from base 476 to 1657 and encodes 393 amino acids. Lineage: Eukaryota; Metazoa; Arthropoda; Collembola; Entomobryomorpha; Isotomidae. The record is from RefSeq and is a predicted model, not a curated record. The transcript is spliced from 4 exons.
UUUCGCUAUGAUAUCAUCACAGCAGGAAUCGCCCAUCUUACUGCAGUAACCUUCACCUUGACCGUAUCCUCGUGUCAUCCCCACUAACAAGUAACAAUACCGUGUUCACAGCCGUGUAAACCGGUUUUUGGGACCCUGUAAUAAUCGACAUGAAGCCACUACUAAUUCUUCAAAUCCACCCCACUCUCACAAAUUGGUCCUUCUCAUCUCAUAUCUGCACUCUCACUUUCUUCCUGAAAUUUUCAAAUUCAAAUUUUCAAAGUCAAUUUUAUGGGUAUGUAGACCUUAAAUGUGUGUACGUGACUUGGGGGGUUUUGAUGUACAUAGUUACACACAGAGACAAAGAAGAAUCUUUAAGGAAACAAAUGGCAUUACCACACCGCGAUUGGGUUGCAUCUGUAGCAGGUGUAUCUCCGACUAGUUCCUAAUCUAUUUAUUUCUCAACUUAAUUUAGGUUUUAGUAAUAAUUGUGAGAAUGGUAAAACACCGAAAUUCUGCGGAGUUGGGGGCCGUGGUGGUAACAGUUUUGGUAAUUGUUAGCGCAACCCAAGCCCAAUUAUUUUCAUCAGUGGAGACGGGAGGCAAGAAAGUGUACACAUUUUAUCCACAAAGUGGAACUCCGCUCACAUUCAAUUCGCCAGAACAGCAACCACGCCAAGUACAAAAUCUUCAAGAACCAAUUUCUGUAUAUACUUCGGCAUCUGCCUCACCUUCGUUGCUAGAUGCUAACUCAAUUGCUACCCUAUUUCGGGAUGACCCUGCCCCACCACAAACGCAGGAAUAUGACGAAGAAGAGCAAAUUAUGACUCAUAGGAGCAGUCCUACCAGCAACAUGAUCAUGACUGGACCCCAAUACGCUUACUCGUACUCUCCCCAACCAACGACUACUUUUGGUUCGAUGAUCGCUCCAUUCCAGUCUCACCAAUAUCCGCAACAGACUUCUUCCUCCACACCAAUUGGAAGUCUGAGCAGUUGGUACUUGGCCAACGGGGGUAGUGAAAGUGCUGCUGGAAGCAAUUUCCACAGGCACAGUGAACCUAUGGAAUCAGCCUCAGCAUCUGACGCGAUAUCCCAGGUACCAAGUUUCACGUCAUCCAUCACUUCCAUGCUCAACACGGCCACGCAGCAUCUCCAACAACAGUAUCCGACCCCACUCCAAGCGUUUGCUGCAUCCUUGCUCCACGGCGGUGGAGCUGGUGUUAGCAACGCACACUCACAUGUGCAUCAUGAUUCUUCCAUUUCGCCUUCCGAAUUUAGUGGAGGAUGGUCCGAGCCACACCCGCCUCACACGACGAUUCACCACCCACCCACCUCCGUCGUCCACUUGCCCCCUACUUACCACAACCACGACCCAUUUGGGCCCCCACCUGUGCAAGUGAAAGUGUUCUCACCACCGAGACCACCACCAAUCGUCCAAUAUGUGAAAGACUCUGUGGCCAACUUUCCCUGGAAUCCGUACGGGAACCACCAGCUAAAAUUCUUCUCCACCGUGGGGAAGACGUUGGACUCCACGUUGGGUGGGGCUUGGGCGGCCAGGAGGGCGUUGAAAAAAGGUGUCGGUACGGUUCUCUCGUCCAAGGUCAGACUUGGUGGGACUUUAGCCUACGUGGGAUCUGAAGUUGUCGCAAAGGCGAUUGACGUUGUGGCUUCUGUGUAACACAGCGCUUCCUGAUUACUAUUUAAUUUACAUUAUUUAAUUGUGUUGAUAAAUGUGUAGUAAUUAUUGUGUGUAUGAAUGCAUUAAUUGUACUUGUUGAGUAACUGUAUGACGACACGAAUUACAAAUUGAACUUUUAGAUUACGCUUCUAUUUACGUGCGUGUUAUGGUAGAGACUUCAUAAUUAAAGACAAUUCUUGAUGAGACUCCCAUCCAGAAAUGUCUUUAAUUUUAAUUCUUUAACCAUAGUUAUGUUUGAAAUCCAUUUGAGCAUUUGCAUAAUAUGUAUUUAAUUCCUACGAACGAUGUACACAUUUUGGUUGACGUACCUCACAAUACAAUCAAAACUACCCGGGUAUUAUCUAGAUAUUAUUUUGAUUUAUGUAUUAUUAUUAUUCUCAUCUUAAAUUUGAGCUAUGUAUAUAUAA